Molecule: messenger RNA, 540 nt
Organism: Heterobasidion irregulare TC 32-1
Lineage: Eukaryota; Fungi; Basidiomycota; Agaricomycetes; Russulales; Bondarzewiaceae
Exons: 4
Coding region: 1-375 (124 amino acids)
Source: RefSeq, a predicted model, not a curated record
AUGGGUAAAUCGCUCACCAAAGUUGUGUAUAAGCCCGACAACAACUCUACCGAGGUCUUCUUGAUCAUCGUAAACCCUGUGGAGUUCAAGAAGUGGAAGGAGGGUGGUAACACCAUCCCAUUAGUCGAGGUCGUCGAUUCGUUUGAGGUUCUACAUUCCAGCCAAGGCGCGCAAGGACUCCUUGGCCGACCGUCGAAACAAGAGCUCGAUAACACCUUUGGCACACAUGUCGACACUGAAGUCGUUACGCACAUCCUGCGAAAUGGCAAGGAGGAGGCAGGAGAAGGGCUAUCAGGAAAGUGGGGAAGCAAGAAUGAUACGCACGGGAGUGCUUUUCUUGACAGCAGGGGUGGAAACAGCACGAGUGGCCUCUGAAUUACUACAUUAGCCGCGUUGAUGCUUGACCUAACCUCAGAUUCAGAUUCGGUGCUUUGAAGAAGUUGUAGCUGCAAUUGUAUCCAUUAAAUCCCUUGAUCUCGGGCCAACAGGGCGCUGCGCUUCCACGUUAUACAUAUCAUCAACGCAGAAACUCAUGGAGCC